AUGGUGCUGCAGGCUAUCCAAUAUGAACCUGCUUCGGCCGAUUCGCCCCCGUCGUUGCACAUUCUCGAUCAGCUAGUCUUACCGCAUCGGACGACCUAUGUCCCGGUCAGAAACUGCGAAGAAGCUCAUGCUGCCAUCAGGCAGAUGAAAGUCCGUGGCGCGCCUGCAAUUGCUAUUGUGGCCUCUCUGGCUCUUGCUGUCGAAGUGGGAGCCCAAAUGAAAACGGGGAAUUUACCAGCAGCGCCUGAGGAUGUGAAGGACAGCAUAAACCAGCGUCUGGACUUUCUGAAGACGAGCAGGCCGACGGCGGUAAACCUGGGGGAUGCAGUGGGCAAGCUCAAGAUUGUGAUCAAGAAGGCGGCACUGCAGCCCGGAGCGUCCGCGGAGUCUGUUGCUCGGGCUUAUAUUGCUGCAGCAGAACGGAUGUUGGUGGAUGAUGUGUCUGACAACAGAGCAAUUGGGGAAUAUGGCGCCCGUUGGAUUGAAGAAAACACCACGGCUGGAAGGAAAAGGAAAGCAGACAGAACUCGGGAGGUUGCAAUUCUGACACAUUGCAAUACUGGUUCUUUGGCAACCGCAGGUUAUGGCACGGCGCUUGGUGUCAUCAGAUCUCUGAGGGCCGCUGACAUGCUUACCCGCGCAUACUGUUCAGAGACUCGGCCGUACAACCAAGGUUCCCGAUUGACAGCUUAUGAACUUGUCCACGACGAGAUCCCGGCCACGCUCAUAACAGAUUCGAUGGCUUGUGCACUCAUGGAAAGAGAAGGAGAUCAUCUGGCUGCCGUCGUCGUCGGAGCCGAUCGAGUCGCGGCAAACGGUGACACGGCCAACAAAAUCGGGACAUACUCUCUUGCUGUACUUGCCCGCCACCACGGGGUGAAAUUCUUGGUUGCUGCCCCUAGGACAACCAUUGAUCGAGACACGGCUUCGGGCAAGGACAUUGUCAUUGAGGAAAGAGCGCCGGAAGAGGUAACAAGGAUCAAAGGCCCCAGAGUCACAGCGGAUGGAAAGCUACUUCUGGACGAAGGUUCAGAGAUGGUGAGCACCGCUGCCGUUGGAAUUGACGUAUGGAAUCCUGCUUUUGAUGUGACCCCAGCAGAGCUCGUCGAUGGGGUCAUCACCGAAGUCGGAGUCGUCGAGAAGGUAGACGGAAAGUUCAACUUCAGUGCCAUUUUUCCUCAGCUCUGA
Cladophialophora psammophila CBS 110553 is the source of this 1188-nucleotide messenger RNA. Its product is annotated as S-methyl-5-thioribose-1-phosphate isomerase. Gene Ontology annotation, molecular function: S-methyl-5-thioribose-1-phosphate isomerase activity. The record is from RefSeq and is a predicted model, not a curated record. NCBI's taxonomy places the organism in Eukaryota, Fungi, Ascomycota, Eurotiomycetes, Chaetothyriales, Herpotrichiellaceae. The transcript is spliced from 2 exons. Bases 1 to 1188 code for a protein of 395 amino acids.